AAAGACAACUAUAUAAAAGAAGAGGAAGAAUUAGCAACAUGCAGAGGGAAAACUUCUGGGCAAACAACAUCCACUGCGGAAAAUGGUCUAUGUAGCAGGAAUAAUUGUGUUGCUGUUCUCCCUGGCAGUGGAGGCCAGAAUUGGUGAUUCGAGUGAAUCCAGCUUGUGCACAGAGACAAAGGAAUGUCUUCUAUUUAACCUCACCUGCACAGGUGAGGAGUAUGAGGUGCGCCAGUACGAGACCACCAAAUGGGUGUCAGCCGAAGUGGAAUCCGUCUUUAUGGAAGUGGCCAUCAACAGAGCUUUCUGGAAACUCUUCAAAUACAUCCAGGGGGAGAAUGAUGCUGGCAUGAAGAUUGAGAUGACUGCGCCCGUGCUCAUGAAGACCCAGGACAGCACAAGCAUAUGGAAGUCGUCAGCCUACACCGUCAGCUUCCUCCUGCCCUCCAUUUUCCAGCACAGCCAGAGUCCUCCCCUCCCCACUGAUAGCAGUGUGUACUUCAGCACGAUGCCUGACAUGAAGGUGUAUGUUAAAAGCUACGGAGGAUGGUUGUUCGGUCUCACCUCGAGAAUGAAGUCACGCAGCCUGAGGCAGUCACUGGACGCCGUUGAUGCCUCCUACACGAAAGGGUUCCACUACGACGUUGGCUAUGACAGCCCUACGAAGAUGAGGGACAGGCACAACGAGGUGUGGUACAUAGUGGAGGGAGAGCCUGUGUGUCCAGCAGCUGCUGAAUGAAAACUCUCACUAGAUGGAGUUGUCACCGAUCAGGAGGAGAGAGCGCUCUCCACACCAGCUACCAUAUAUACCCGAGUAUAAGACAACCCUGAAUAUAACCUCGUCUUAUAUUCGGGUAUAUACAGUAACUACUUGAUUCUGCAGGGACCGUUCAUUCAUUGUGCCAUGUUUCUCCUAUUGAGCAGAGGGAAUAAUACAGUAUGACUCUCUGUGCUAGUCCUGUUUUAGGACGUCUUUUUGUAAAAUGUCUUUUGAUAGUCUAGCAAUAUCUUGAUCUUCAUCACCACUGUACUGCACCAUUGUAUUUAUUCUGUUGGGAACUAAAUAAAGUUGUCAUUGUUUCUCAAA
Molecule: messenger RNA, 1087 nt
Organism: Sardina pilchardus (European sardine)
Lineage: Eukaryota; Metazoa; Chordata; Actinopteri; Clupeiformes; Clupeidae
Product: heme-binding protein 2-like
Exons: 7
Coding region: 83-739 (218 amino acids)
Cellular component (GO): cytoplasm
Molecular function (GO): heme binding
Source: RefSeq, a predicted model, not a curated record